Molecule: messenger RNA, 785 nt
Organism: Hibiscus syriacus
Lineage: Eukaryota; Viridiplantae; Streptophyta; Magnoliopsida; Malvales; Malvaceae
Product: putative disease resistance protein At4g11170
Exons: 2
Coding region: 25-459 (144 amino acids)
Biological process (GO): defense response
Molecular function (GO): ADP binding
Source: RefSeq, a predicted model, not a curated record
UUCCGAAAGAUCGGUAUAUGGGGCAUGGCUGGUAUAGGCAAAACGACUCUUGCCGAUGCGAUUUUCAACCGUGUUUCAAAUGGUUUCAAAAGCUCCUGCUUUCUUCGAACCGUGAGAGAAUCAGAAGAACGUGGAACAUUACUCGAAUCUCGACAGAAAUUUCUUUCAACCAUAUCAGAAGAUGGCUUUCUUAAGGACAGGCUUUCCAGGAAGAAGGUUCAGGUAGUUUGUGAUGACGUGACAAAUUCAAGCCAACUGGAGCUUUUGUUCCGCGGAAUCGAUCGGUUCGGCCCUGGAAGUCGAGUCAUCGUCACAACUAGAGAUAAGCAAGUGCUUAUCCAGAAUGACAUUGAUCUCAUUUAUGAAGUGGAGGAACUAGAUGAAGAUGAAUCUGUUCGGCUCUUCUGUCAACGUGCUUUCAAAAGCAAUAACCCCAAUGAGUAUCAGUUGGAGCUAUAAGAAGGUUUCAAGUACUUCUAAUGGAAACCCUUAGCUAUAAAAGUUAUCGGAUCCUCUCUUUAUGGCAAGAACAAAAGCUACCAGGGAAGCGCAGUAACGAAACUAAACCAGAUUCCCAAUCCAGACAUUCAUAAACUGUUGAGAAGCAGUUUUGAUGGAUUAGAUUCAGAAGAGAAAGACAUGUUUCUUGACAUAGCUUGUUUCUAUAAAGGGGAGCAUCGAUACUUUGUAACAAGGAUUAUGGACGCUUGUUAUUUCUCUUCACAUUCUGGAAUCGAUGAUCUCAUCGAUAAAUCUCUGAUAUCUGCUUCAAAAAAUAAGAUAGC